Orbicella faveolata is the source of this 967-nucleotide messenger RNA. RefSeq lists its product as uncharacterized. NCBI's taxonomy places the organism in Eukaryota, Metazoa, Cnidaria, Anthozoa, Scleractinia, Merulinidae. The record is from RefSeq and is a predicted model, not a curated record.
GAUAAGGCUCAAAUACUCAACGCAACGUUAAACGCUGUCAACACAAUGUCCAACAUAAGCCAACUCACAUGUUCAUGAGAUGUGUGGUGGCCCACGAAAACGUAAGGGACUCCACAGAGGGGUACCCACAAGUUAAUAUUACAACACCAGGAAAACCUUAAAAAGCAAGGGAAGCAUUAUCACAUGGUCAUUGAACUAAACAAGAUUAAGAGGUGGCUGCCGAUAUGGCAAUAUUUAAAGAACAAGUGGAAUGUUUAUGUUCACUUUUUUAACUGGCACACCAACUACUAUUCGGCAUGGUUGUACACCACCAAAGAAGAUGAAGAUUUCAUCCAGUCUGCUGGCCAUCCAGAUUUAGGCAACUCAGGUCCACCUAGAACAAUGGCCGCAAGUCAAGUGCGGGCAAAGCGACAACAACCAACCGCAGAUUUUUACAAUUCAGCAUCAGAUACCACAAGUGGCAGAGAAAGCGAAGGAAGUAAUUAUAAAGAAAGAAAUCAAGAAGAUGACCGCUUUCGGACGAUGGGGAGAAACGUCAGUAACACAUCGGUAAAGCAAAAGCGAUCAAGAUGCUUAAGUUGCUAUGAAGUGUCAAACAUAAUACUUCAAAAGAAAAUCCAAAACCGAACUGAACUACUUGCACUCGCGAGCACCCAAAAGGCUGAGGGAAAGACCGAUCUAGCAGAGUUUGUGAUGAACAGAGGAAACAGAGUUGUAGAGGAAUGCAUUUCAAUGGCAUGGGGGAUGGAGAAGGCAAGUGAGGUGCUACAAAGAAGUAAGCUAACAAGACUUCUGAUCUUGGAAAAAUGUCUGCAAGACCCUUGCACUGCUGUGUGUUGUGGCCGGUGGACGGAAUGCGCUCAACAGCUAUGUGGAACCACAUGCCAAUUGAAGUUUUAACCAAGGCUUUGAAAAGUCUCCUAGAACAGGGGUGGGGAAAAUUUUGCAACAUUUUAAUCAAGGGCCU